AUGCACUUUCGUAACAAAAUUUUUGUAAAUUGUAUCACAAUUAUAGUCAUAUUUGAUAGUUUUUUCUCAGAAACUCAAGCUCGUAUUUAUAAAAAAUGUAUAUUGGCCCGUAAACUUUAUCGCCUGGGCAUGCCCUUCCACGAACUAGACGAUUGGAUGUGCCUGGUCGAAGGCGAGAGCUCUUUCAACACUAAAGCUAUAAAUCCAUCGAACGUGGAUGGUUCGGUCGAUUGGGGACUUUUUCAAAUCAACGAUCGUUACUGGUGCAAACCGUCUGAUGGGCGGCCAUCUAUUGAUUCGUGUCGUCUUCCUUGUAGGCUGUUGUUGAGCAACGAUAUCCGAUUCUCGGUAGCAUGUGCAAAGUAUAUCCGUCGCAUACAAGGCUUCAGCGCAUGGGUUGCUUGGAAUAAUCGAUGUCAAGGUCAUAAACCAAGUGUAAAAUAUUGUUUCGUGCACAGUGGACCGUAUUAA
Molecule: messenger RNA, 471 nt
Organism: Rhagoletis pomonella (apple maggot)
Lineage: Eukaryota; Metazoa; Arthropoda; Insecta; Diptera; Tephritidae
Product: lysozyme P
Exons: 1
Coding region: 1-471 (156 amino acids)
Molecular function (GO): lysozyme activity
Source: RefSeq, a predicted model, not a curated record